GCUGGUCAAAAUCUUCACAAUUAAAUAAAUACAAGAAUGAUUUAAUUGGAACUUAGUUUAAUAUCCUUGACUCUUGUGAUGUUUUUGAUAGAUUGAUGCUAGAUUUGUUUCUAUAUAAAUAAUAAAUAAAAACAAACAGUGUUAGCAACUCGGAUUUUUGAGCCAUUUUUUCAACUAUCACGUUCUUUUUUCUCUGAUUUUUUUUCGAUUUGGGUUUUGUUUAGAAUUCAAAUUCUGGGGUUUGUGAGGCAAAAAGGUUGGAUCUUGUGAGGAUUUUGAUCCGAUCAAGAAAGGGAGGAUAAAGACGUAGAGUGAAAGUAACCCAGAAAAAGGGUUUUGAGCAUUGGAGAAGCAGCUGAAAGGUUUAACAACUUUUGUUUUUGGGUCAUCUGAAAAAGUGCUUAUUGAGUUUCGGUGCUUAUAGCUUUUCUGGUGAGCUGUGAAGGUUCUGCUUUACUGGGUUUUGGGUUUUGGUGUUUUCAGCUUCCCCAAGUUGGUUGAGGAGGUUUUGAAGUUUAGUGGGCGAGAAGUCAGAGGAAUCUGGAUUUAGUUGAGGUUGGUUUUCUUUAGAGGCAGAGAUUGAAAAAGGGACUUGUGGUUUAAAUUGACACCGUGGCAUUGAGAUGGGGGGUCAAUGCUUCAAAUUCAUACCAUGUUGCUGGAAUUCACAAAUGAAGGCAGCGGUUCUCGAAACUCCUGACAUUGAUAAUGAGGAGAAGAGCGAGGUUGAUAACUUACCUGCAUUUCGUGAAUUCACAUUUGAGCAACUUAAAAAGGCAACAUCUGGUUUUGCCGUGGAGUAUAUUGUGUCUGAGCAAGGAGAGAAGGCUCCAAAUAUUGUUUAUAAAGGGAAACUUGAAAAUCAGAAGAGAAUUGCUGUUAAGCGCUUCAAUAGGAUGGCCUGGCCCGAUGCUCAGCAAUUUUUGGAGGAAGCAAGAUUGGUUGGUCACCUCCGCAACCAUAGAUUGGUCAAUUUGCUUGGUUGUUGUUGCGAAGGUGAUGAAAGGUUGCUUGUGGCGGAAUAUAUGCCCAAUGAAACACUUGCAAAGCAUCUUUUUCAUUGGGAUGCACAGCCUAUGAAAUGGGUAAUGCGAUUAAGGGUUGUGUUACAUCUUGCACAGGCUCUAGAAUACUGCACAAGUAAAGGGCGUGCGCUUUAUCACGACCUUAAUGCUUACAGAAUUUUAUUCGAUGAGGAUGGCAAUCCUAGAAUAUCCACCUUCGGACUGAUGAAAAAUAGUAGGGAUGGGAAGAGUUAUAGUACAAAUCUGGCAUUUACUCCACCUGAAUAUAUUAGGAAUGGGAGAGUAACACCAGAAAGUGCAAUAUAUAGCUUUGGGACUCUCUUGAUUGAUCUUCUCAGCGGAAAGCAUAUCCCCCCUAGCCAUGCCCUAGACCUGAUUCGGGACAGAAAUCUUCAGAUGCUGACAGAUUCUUGCUUGGAAGUACAGCUUUCUAAUGAUGAUGGUACUGAGUUGGCACGCUUGGCUUCACGAUGUUUACAAUCUGAACCCCGAGAGCGACCAAAUCCAAAGUCAUUAGUUGCUUCUUUGACUCCUCUUCAGAAAGAAGAUGAGGUUCCUUCUUCUGUUUUGAUGGGUAUCCCACACGGUACCUCCGGGUCUUCUCUUUCACCGCUUGGCGAAGCCUGCACAAGAAGGGAUUUGACUGCUAUACAUGAGAUCCUAGAGAGUAUCGGCUAUAAAGAUGAUGGAAUGACAAAUGAGCUCUCGUUCCAAAUGUGGACUGACCAAAUGCAGGAAUCAUUAGAUUCAAAGAAAAAGGGGGAUUCUGCUUUUAAGCACAAGGACUUCAGAACCACGAUUGAGUGUUAUUCACAGUUCAUUGAUGUUGGAACGAUGGUUUCUCCAACAAUUUUUGCCCGGCGUAGUUUGUCUUAUCUCAUGAGUGACAAGCCUCAGAAUGCUAUAAACGAUGCAAUGCAAGCACAAGUAGUUUCCCCAGUUUGGCACAUUGCAUGUUAUCUUCAGGCUGUUGCCCUUUCAGCCCUUGGAAUGGACAGUGAAGCUCAAGCAGCACUUAAGGAGGGUACUACGCUUGAAUCCAAAAGGAGUAAAGCAGUUGGACAAAAGUGAAAAUCUAGGCCGCUCGACCAGGUGCCCAGUUUUCCACUUCUUUUGGUUUAAGACCUUAUGAAUUCCUUUGACAAAAUGGAAAGGAAAAAUAGAAAGUUGUUAAAAACAGUGGUAGGGAGGAAAUCGUUCAGAAGCUUUAUAAUUUGUGUACAGAAAGCAUAUAGGAUUCCUACUUGGAUAAAUAAAUAAUAAUUAUUAGUUUUUCAAACGU
This is a messenger RNA of Malus domestica (apple), 2307 nucleotides long. RefSeq names its product serine/threonine-protein kinase BSK3-like. Gene Ontology annotation, molecular function: protein binding; protein kinase activity; ATP binding. Lineage: Eukaryota; Viridiplantae; Streptophyta; Magnoliopsida; Rosales; Rosaceae. The record is from RefSeq and is a predicted model, not a curated record. Gene Ontology annotation, biological process: protein phosphorylation; brassinosteroid mediated signaling pathway.